Molecule: messenger RNA, 654 nt
Organism: Penicillium brevicompactum
Lineage: Eukaryota; Fungi; Ascomycota; Eurotiomycetes; Eurotiales; Aspergillaceae
Exons: 2
Coding region: 1-654 (217 amino acids)
Source: RefSeq, a predicted model, not a curated record
AUGUCGGCGCCAGGCGGGGCUCCAAGCCCAGGCCCCAGAGGAGGGAGCAUGGGACCUGGUGCAAAUGCGAAUGGCAUGUCUAUGCCAUCCCAAGGCUCUCUUCCCGGCACGCCAGUACACUCUGCACCAACCCCGGGACCUAGCGCACCUCCAAGUGGUGCUAUGUCCCAGCAGAACCUCAAUCAAAUUACCUACACCAUUGGCCCAAUCAUUCCUCCGCUCCAAUCCAUCAGGGACGAGCUCCUCGGCCAACUCAAAAGGGUUGCUUCUCUCAAAUUAUCAUCCUCGAUACAUCUACACUACAGUCCCAGCAUGCCACAAGACAGACGCGGUGGCAAGUACGGCAACCCAAAUCGUCGACAUCAUCUGGCUUUCAAGAAGAGGCCUCUGACGACAGAGCACGAACCUAACGAGAUUGCGGAUCCUGCAUUUUCUUCUUCCCAAAGCCCUGGAUUCGAUUCCGGCACAGGGUCUUCCCUGCUCCAUGUCCCCAAACGUCUUCAUGGCCUGCGAUCCCGCACAUGUGCUACCAAUAGCUCCACCUCAAGACGAAAUGGACUUUCAUCUUGCGUUGAUCCAAAGCCACAGCUAUUCUCACUGUUCUCUCACUCCUCCCAAGAAGGCGAGAGCAGAGAAGCCCUCCCCCCACCCUGA